Messenger RNA from Podarcis muralis (Common wall lizard), 3721 nucleotides. RefSeq names its product twinfilin actin binding protein 1 (gene TWF1). The record is from RefSeq and is a predicted model, not a curated record. Lineage: Eukaryota; Metazoa; Chordata; Lepidosauria; Squamata; Lacertidae. Gene Ontology annotation, cellular component: myofibril; actin filament; cytoplasm. Gene Ontology annotation, molecular function: actin filament binding; actin monomer binding. Gene Ontology annotation, biological process: regulation of lamellipodium assembly; positive regulation of neuron projection development; barbed-end actin filament capping.
ACGUGCGCGUCCCGGGCCGGUCUGCUGGCUCUCUUUCCCCGGCGCCGCCUCCUGCCUUUGCCCCCGGCCCGAGAGGCGGCGGUUCCCGGCGGCGGUUGCUCGGCGUCAUGUCCCACCAGACCGGCAUCCAAGCUAGCGGCGAAGUCCAAGAAACCUUUGCUAGAGCCAGAAACGGACAAUACAGGUUUUUGAAAAUAGUUAUCGAAAAUGAACAGCUGACUGUGGGAUCAGCAAGACAAGCUGUUGGAUCCUGGGAAGCGGAUUAUGAUUCCUUUGUUCUCCCACUCCUUGAAGAGAAGCAGCCAUGUUAUAUUCUUUAUAGAUUAGAUUCUCAAAAUGCCCAAGGAUAUGAGUGGAUCUUUAUUGCAUGGUCACCAGACCAUUCUCCUGUUCGUCAGAAAAUGUUGUAUGCAGCUACCCGGGCAACCCUGAAGAAAGAAUUCGGAGGCGGGCAUAUUAAAGAUGAAGUGUUUGGAACCAACAAGGAGGAUGUUUCGCUGAACGGUUACCGAAAGUACUUGGUAACUCAGUCCUCGCCUGCCCCUCUGACUGCAGCUGAAGAAGAACUUCGACAGAUCAAGAUUAACGAGGUACAAACUGACGUCAGUGUUGACACUAAGCACCAGACUCUACAAGGUGUAGCAUUCCCUAUAGCUAAAGAAGCCCUUCAGGCGCUGGAAAAACUGAAAAACAAGCAGCUUAACUAUGUGCAAUUGCAAAUUGAUAUGAAAAAUGAAACGAUCGAACUGGCUAGUACACUCCCAACGGAGCUGAAGGACUUGCCGAAAAGAAUUCCAAAGGACUCGGCGCGGUACCAUUUUUUCCUCUACAAACAUUCCCACGAAGGAGACUACUUGGAAUCAAUAGUUUUUAUCUACUCCAUGCCGGGAUAUAUGUGCAGUAUACGAGAACGGAUGCUCUACUCUAGCUGCAAGAGUCCUCUUCUGGAAAUUGUAGAAAGACAACUGUGGAUGCAGAUCAUCAGAAAGAUUGAAAUCGGCGACGGGGAAGAGUUAACUGCCGACUUCCUUUAUGAAGAAGUUCAUCCCAAGCAACAUGCACACAAGCAGAGUUUUGCAAAGCCGAAAGGACCUGCAGGCAAAAGGGGAAUCCGAAGGCUGAUCAGGGGCCCGGCAGAAGCCGAAACACCUACUGACUAAAUGCAGCACUGGGAACAGAAGCAUUAUGGUGGGGGUUAGGGAACCCACCCUAGCCUUUAGAAAUGAACUGAAAGCAUUCCACACCCCUCUUUUUCCAGGAGAAUAAGGUGACCUGUGAUUUUUCGCUGCACUUGAGACGCCACCUUAGAUGUUACAAGGUCCACAGCCUGUGGUUGUAAUGAAUUGGGUUAAACUAAAACUAGAAGCUUGUAUAAGGUUAAUUCUAAUACGAAUUAAUAUCAUAGCCUUACAGUUCAACACUACUCUAUAUGUAACAUAUAUAGGUCUGAAGUCAGUUUAGUGACAACAUAAAAUGGAUCAUUAGCUAGAUAUUGAAUUUUUCUCUCUCGCAUUAUCUACUUUUUAGGGGGCUGCUGCUUUAGAAUAAAAAUUGGCAGGACUGGGCCCUGUUUUUCUCCAUUGUACUUCCCCUGUCCUUCUACAAACUAACAGUGCAAUAUUUUAUUCCACUGUUUUCAUACCAUGAUCCUAAACAUUUAUUUGGAAGCAAGUUCCGUGGAGAUCCAUGGGCCUUUAUUCCAACUAGAGGUUUAAGAUCUGGCUGCCGCAAAACUGAAACCUGACUCAUUUGAUACAGGGACCCAAAAUUAUAUUCUUUGUAGCCUUCUAACAAUACAUUUCUGGUCUUCUGAGAGAAUAACACUAUUAUUUUUUUUUACAUAAAUAAUGUUUGGCAAUAAGGUUAAGCACUACAUGUUUGAAAAAUGCGAUUCUGUAAGCAACACCAAGUGCUAUGAAAUAAGUUUUCACCAUCCAAAUCAUUCUGACCUAAUUAAAUUAUGAAAGCUGCUGUGAUGUGAUUGACUUUCAGUUCUGGCCCGGUUCACAAGCAAACCAUUAAGCCUAUCCUCAUGUGUUUCUUGUAUCUAAGUAAAGAUGUUCUCCAGGCAACAGGUAUGAAAUAAUAAAAUGGUUGUAGUUUGAGACAAACUAAUAUGUUUAGGUUGAGGAAGCAAGCCUUUCCCAGCUGAUUUAAUGCAAUCGGAUUAAGCAAAAACUAUCUGUUUCUGUUGAACAACAGCCACAGCUGAUGCAAACCAAGAACAACUGCUUCCCAGUAAGUGAACAGUUAAAGUACACAUAUGGUCACCAUCCCAGCUUUCUACGUUAAAUAAUCUGCGCUUCUUACUGAGGUCCCCAAAUGUUUAUCUCCUAGCCAUUUUUAGCAGUUUGUUUUGGAAGUAAAUUCUAUUGAAUUCACUAGGGCUUUAUGUAACCGACGUUCCCUGUCUUAGUUGGUCUUUCUUAACCUUCAGAUCACUAAACUGCUUCCGGGGCUUUUUGUCUCUCCCUCCCAGUAUAAAUGGUAGGCGAGAGCUUGUUGUAAAGGAAACAAUUUGUUUAAAUUUAAAAGGUUGCUGAAAAGAAAGCGUUUCACCUUUCCAUGGAACUUUCGCAGAUCACUGUUAAUCACAAACGUUUGGCUCUCUUGUAAUGUCAGCAUAUUAAUGCCGCUCUGCUGUGAUCAUGGCUAAACACUUCCUUACUGGAAUAACAAAAGGACUGAGUUGUAAGCUAAUUUGGAUGGCAACCUGCCAUCACUGCUGUAGAUCAAGAAUGGUGCUGCUGGGGUAUCUCUGACCUAUAGCCAAGAAUGGUAUCCCUGACCUAUAGCCAAGCUGUAUGGGGCUGAAGGGCGUUGGAAUCCAAUGAAAUCUAGAGGACCACAGAUUCCCCAUCCCUGCUGUAGGUUGUCCCAGGUUCAGUGCAGGAAUAGCCCACCAGAUGUUGGGACUCCAACUCCUACCAGCCCCAGCCAACCUGACCAAUAGUGAGAGAUGAUGGGGAACUGUACUCCAACAACACAUGGAGCGUGCCAUGUUGGUUACUCCCUGAAAUGAAGACACUGCAUUUUACUUCAGUUCUGCUGGGGGAAUAGUUCCCUCUUUACAGUAGCAGCAUAGCUUGCUUCUUCCAAAACGCUCCAAUAAAUUUGAACCCAGGGGAGCUGGUGGAAGGACUUCAGAACUUCACUUCCUGUCCUAAAAUGGCAUUGGCUGGAACGAUGAGAUUGCAGCUAUGCUCUUUCGGCAACAUGGAACUGCGGCAAAUGAAAAACGGCAUAGGCUCCUUGGUUUAAAACAGAAUGGGAAAAACCCCGAAAUGUGCCUUCUAUUGCAUAUUUUAACACAUGCAUCACUAGACAGUUUUGCAUAGUGAAUUGCUGCAGAUUAAGCAGACAUAUUUUAACUGCAUAACUAUUGCUAAUCUUUUCCAUGGAACAAAUGGUGUACAAAGGAGAUGAUUUGUAACUGAGCGUCCCACGUCGAACCCUAAUACUUUUGUCUUUUGCAGCCCAUGACAAAUAGCACAUUGUUCUUAGUUCUUAUCUUCUCAAGAUAAGCAGGCGUUGGCAUUCGUGCACCAAGGAAACUGCUGUAGAAGGGUAAUUCAAGGAAUCUAAGAGGCUGUUUUAGCUGGAGCAUGGAGUGCAUGAAAUGUGGCUGCAGUUAACCAUUAGGGAUACGUUAUUCUGAAAAUAGCCAAGUGUUUUAUCACUGGGGUGGGUCAAACUGCAAAGGUCAGGUGACUGCACGAUA